Messenger RNA from Volvox carteri f. nagariensis, 2479 nucleotides. RefSeq lists its product as uncharacterized. Bases 164 to 2479 code for a protein of 771 amino acids. NCBI's taxonomy places the organism in Eukaryota, Viridiplantae, Chlorophyta, Chlorophyceae, Chlamydomonadales, Volvocaceae. The record is from RefSeq and is a predicted model, not a curated record. Gene Ontology annotation, molecular function: glycosyltransferase activity. The transcript is spliced from 20 exons.
CAACAUUUCAUUCAUUUUCAUCCCUACGAUAAAUCCUCAGAGCAAAUAGUUUUGGCUAGCAGCGAAUUUAUUUGUAACUCGUUCAAAUUGCAAGGCAGGAAGCUCGCGAUCUUGAGAAGUGAUGAACCUUCUGACGUCCUCCUAGCAUGUAUAGCAGUUUCGUAUGCGAAUUGUUUGUGCCGUGACCACGGUUGCCUCGCCGACAAGAAUGAAACUAAUUCAGCGCUGGUUGUCGCCGUGCAUCUUUAUCUUGGUGAUGCUUAUAGCGUAUGCAGAGGGUUCAAAUCAUGAUUACUUUGAGGAGCUUUGGGGCUUGGAGAAGAGCGCAAACCAACGGAACGCCCGACGAAUGCUCACGCGUGACCUUAACAUGGAUGAGAUAUUCAGAUACUGGCAGAAAAUGUACGGCCACUGGCCUACGGCGACGUACGAACGGCACGUGCAAGAGUACCAGCGGCGGGUUGCGUCCGCGGGCCGGUCCUGGGGUCUCCCCAAAACCGACGAGGACUUUUUGGACAUCUACUACUACCUGCGGAGCAAGACAAAGGUUCCUCACGCGCCCGGAUGGACACCGGAACUUGACAAGUGCGGGCCUACCUGCCACAUGUACGGCACUUGCAACCAAGAGCUGGCAAUCCCAUCAUGCGUAUCCCGUUGCGGGUGCCCUCGUGGUCGCGAGGGUCCCAACUGCUCCAGCCCGGUGGCGACCUCCUGCCACCAGUACUGCCACCACGAGGGACAGUGCCACCGCAUCAUCAGGGAGUGGUGCAUAAACGAGUGCAACGACCGGGGGACGUGUGUAGGGGGAGUGUGCCACUGCUACCCGGGCUACUUUGGAGCGGACUGCUCGCUGUCCAUCGACUACGAGGGCACGGAGCCGGGGAGCAGGGGGAAGGGAUCUACGGUAGUGCUGGCGGGGCUGAAUUACACAGCAAAUCCCCGUGGACCCCGUAUCUACAUUUACGAGUUCCCUCCAUACAUGCACAUGUGGGGGAUGUUGUGGCUGGACCGUCCCCUGAACAUCAUUGUGUGGGAGCGGAUCAUUUCCAUGGGUCUGAGGGAGGUGGACCCCGCCCGGGCUGACUACUUCUUCAUCCCCGGGUGUGGCAGAGGAUGUGACAAGUGGGACGACAAGUUUCACUUCAUAUUGGCUCACUACGGGCAGUACUGGACCCAAAACCAGGGCCGAGAUCACAUCAUGACACACCCGGGUGACUGGGGUCGUUGUGAACACUCCUGGGACGCUUUCGCCGACAAGUUCAUUUCCAAUGUCACAAUGUUACAGCACUGGGGGAUGACUGUGGAUAGGUCUAGUGAGGUGGAGCACAACUUGUUCAAUACUUGCCACAAACCCAACCAGGACAUCCUGGUUCCCCCCAUGUGUGGCGACCUCUACCCGCAAUUUGAGUACAACAUCUGGCACCCAAACCGCAAGGAAAACCCCAUUACCAAGACCAACCUGGCGUCUGUGGCGGGCAGCAUAUGCGGCUGGAACAGUGUCGAGGAGCCCCCUUGUCGCAACCGGUACUACAGUCUGGGGGUGCGGGCGGCUCUAUGGCAGCUGAGGGACGUGCCCGGCUUCCACAUAGCCAAGAGGGUGGCCAUGAUGGGGCAGUCCAUGGCGGAAAGCGAGUUCUGCUUCGCACCGACGGGUGCUGGGUAUGGCAAACGUAAUGUGAUGGCCACCACCCUGGGCUGUAUGCCUGUCAUCAUAUCGGACCACGUGGCUCAGCCGUACGAGCCGUUCCUAAACUGGAACGAGUUCGGUGUGUGGAUCCCGGAGUCGCAAGCCAAGGACGUGGAGAUAAUCCUGAGGGGCUUUACGCCCCAACAGAAGGCAGAAAAAAUGGAAAAGCUGUACUGCGCCGCCCGGCACCUUGCGUUUACGACUGUGUACGGCGGGUUAUUCGAGGGUGACACGGGCGAAUUUGACGCUAUGGCUACACUGGUUCACAUUUUGCGAGCCAGGAAGCGGCACUGGGGGGUACCAGACCACAAGCUGAUUGAGGUGGACCCUGAAUUUGCCGACUUUAUGGCUUGCAAGCACCGAGAUAUAAGCACUGAGGAGAGCGGAUUUUCAGGUUCUGGUGGUGGCGGUGCCCCGCCUCCCGCCCCGCCGUUGCCGCUGGCGGGAGUGACCACCUCCCGGAGUCACACCAUAGACGACGAGGCCUUCCCCCAGAGGACUGUGACCACCGUGGAUUGGAUUCGGGCGGCUAAUGGAGAGGCAGCAGGGAGAGGGCAGGGCAGUGACGGCCCGGUGGAGCCCCGGCUCAGUGGGCUGUGUUACUUCAACCCCCAAUGGGUACAUUACGCGGACCACGACGCAGCCGAUGCCACCGAUCAAGUUAUCAAGGAGCACAUGAAGGCAGGGCAGUGUAUGCCCAAGAACGCUAACCGGGUCGCGGGCUUCCCCCCGGGGGCCUCCGUUACUUGCCCCCCCACGGGUCCCAUCACCAAGUGCGCUCAACUCGUGUAG